AUGGGGCAGAGGCAACUCUUUUGCCUGGGAAGGGUCCUUUUGAAGAGGAACAAGAUCUUGGUUCUCGACGAGGCGACCGCCUCUAUUGACUCGAACACGGAUGUCAUUUUGCAGAGGAUAAUCAGGGAGGAGUUCUCCAAGUGUACAGUGAUAACUGUGGCGCAUCGCGUUCCAACUGUGAUUGACAGUGACAUGGUGCUUGUCUUGUCUUAUGGGAAGUUGGUGGAGUAUGAUGAACCUUCAAGGCUUAUGGAGAUCGAUUCUUCAUUUUCAAAGCUUGUGGCUGAGUAUUGGUCAAGUUGUAAGAAGAAGUAA
This is a messenger RNA of Salvia splendens (bonfire salvia), 315 nucleotides long. Its product is annotated as ABC transporter C family member 8. Gene Ontology annotation, cellular component: membrane. Gene Ontology annotation, molecular function: ATPase-coupled transmembrane transporter activity. Bases 1 to 315 code for a protein of 104 amino acids. NCBI's taxonomy places the organism in Eukaryota, Viridiplantae, Streptophyta, Magnoliopsida, Lamiales, Lamiaceae. The record is from RefSeq and is a predicted model, not a curated record. Gene Ontology annotation, biological process: transmembrane transport. The transcript is spliced from 2 exons.